AGCAGAGGCAGUAGAGACAGACCGCACUGUGAGCGAGUCUGUCUUUGUUAAAAGGUGUUGCGCUACAGCAGUUUCUGGUUAGCGCGCUGCCCUGGGUGUUAUGAGUGAAGAUCUCACACUGUUUUAAGCCUUUUGGUUCACGCCUUCCUCUCUAGUGUGUGUGUGUGCUGCUGAGACGAGCGGAAUCUCACUACAGAGGAAGAAGAGCUUCUCGUCGGGCGGCUGUUGCAUGGUUCGGACGAAUUACUCGGGAAAAACACAUCAUCUUUAUUUGCUUCUCUGCACUGUUCGGACAUCUACUCUAGAAGGUUCUGGACACACUUGAUGCUGGAUGGUGUAGCUUCAGCGCCGAUGGUGUUUCUUAACCUCCUGGGACGCUGAGAGGAUAUACUCUUUCCCUCUCUCCAUCUGUUUCUCUGUCCUUUUACGCGCUUCAGUAUGUCUGCCAUACAGACGAUCUGGCCUCCAGGCACGGAGUGUGUAGCCAAGUACAACUUCCCCGGCACGACCGAACAGGACCUUCCCCUGUGCAAAGGAGACGUCCUGACCAUUAUAGGAGUCACUAAGGACCCAAACUGGUACAAAGCCAAAAACACAGGGGGCCGAGAGGGGACCAUUCCAGCAAAUUACGUCCAGAAGCGAGAAGGGGUGAAGUCUGGCGGGAAGCUCAGCCUGAUGCCAUGGUUCCACGGCAAGAUAACACGUGAUCAGGCCGAGAGGCUGCUCUACCCGCCCGAGAUGGGGCUGUUCCUGGUCCGCGAGAGCACCAACUACCCCGGAGAUUACACGCUGUGUGUGAGCUCUGAGGGCAAAGUGGAGCACUACCGCAUCAUCUACCACAAUGGGAAACUCACCAUCGACGAGGAGGCGUACUUCGAGAACCUCAUGCAACUCGUCGAGCACUACACAAAAGAUGCGGACGGCCUUUGCACCAGACUCAUCAAACCCAAGCUGGAGGAGGGAACAGUAGCAGCGCAGGACGAGUUCUCUAGAAGUGGAUGGGCACUGAACCUGAAGGAACUGAAACUCAUUCAAACUAUUGGAAAGGGUGAAUUUGGAGAUGUCAUGGUGGGGGAUUACAGAGGUACAAAAGUAGCUGUGAAGUGCAUCAAACAUGACGCCACGGCACAGGCAUUCAUCGCGGAGGCCUCGGUUAUGACGCAAAUGCGACAUAAUAAUCUGGUGCAGCUGUUGGGAGUGAUCGUGGAGGAGAAAGGCAGCUUGUUCAUCGUCACCGAGUACAUGGCUAAGGGAAGCUUGGUGGACUAUCUCCGCUCCAGAGGACGAUCAGUUAUCGGAGGAGAUGUUUUGAUCAAGUUCUCCAUGGAUGUGUGUGAGGCCAUGGCUUAUCUGGAGGCUAACAACUUCGUCCAUAGAGACCUGGCAGCUCGGAAUGUCCUAGUGUCCGACGACAACAUCGCUAAAGUCAGUGAUUUCGGUUUGACCAAGGAGGCAUCGUCCACUCAGGACACGGCUAAGCUGCCCAUCAAAUGGACGUCCCCUGAAGCCCUGAGAGAAAAGAAAUUCUCCACUAAGUCAGAUGUGUGGAGUUACGGAAUAUUACUCUGGGAGAUCUAUUCCUUUGGCCGUGUACCAUACCCGAGAAUUCCUCUGAAGGAUGUGGUACCACGUGUUGAAAAGGGCUACAAGAUGGACGCCCCUGACGGCUGUCCCCCCGCCGUGUACGACAUCAUGAAGCAGUGCUGGACUUUGGAGCCGGCGAUGCGGCCCAGCUUCAAAAUGCUAAAAGAGAACCUGCAGCUCAUCCAAGAUAAACAGCUGUACCUGUGAGAGCAAGGACACGGAGACAGACUAACUCUGUGAGAGAGAGAGCACUGAGGACUGUACAGAACUCUACACACACUCUCUCUCUCACACUCUCAGAACAGCACUCAGUCAUCACACACUUGAAAAACAAGAGAUGUACAGGGAUAAUAUAGGAAUGGCCAAAUUGUUUAACGGAACCCCACUUCAUUUUUUAUUUCUUUUUUUAUUUCUUUUUUUAUUUCAUUUUUUUUUGUCAUUGUUCUUUUUCUUUGCUGUGCCUUCAUGAUUUGUUUUAUACAAUCGGAGAGGCUGGCCUUCUCUUGUGUAUUUGCCUUUUUUUUAAUUUAAUUUAUCUGUCUUCAGCCUCUUCUCAUUUGUUUGUCUUCAUCUUUCAGCUACUGUCUGACUGAGUCCCUUCAUACUAAAAUAGUCAUCAUUCUGUUAACCAUGUUUAUACCGGGCAGCAUUGUAAAGACCGAUUCCUCUGUAGGUUUGUGUGGACGUGCGAGCGUUUGUCUCCUCCUUGUGUCUUAUGUUUCUGGACCACUGGACUCUAACCUGCCCCUGAGCUGUUGCUGUUGUUUAGUUUUUAUCAUUCAGUGUUCACAUCCUGAGUUUUAAAUGUCUUUCAUUUGGUUAAAAACGGGUCUCCUUGUGAACCCAGGAAACGCCUCAACUUGAAGCAUGUGUGUACGCACAUGGUGGGAAACAUGGGUUGGGUUUGGGGGUGAUUUUGCUGAUUACAUUUUUGAUUCAUGGGGAAAAAAUUGAAUUUUGUAUUUAAACUGUAAGAACAAGAUGAAGAAGGAAAAUAUAUAGUUGUCUGCCUGUACAAGACUGAGGACUUUUUUUUUUGUUUGCAGUAGAAUAUUACACUUGUUCGAGGUGCCAAACUCUGGUUCUCUGCCUGUCCUGAGAUUUAAACUCAUAGCCUUCCAUUUCAUCAGCACCAAACCAUUAAAGGAAUAUACAGUGCCAUAAAAAAGUAUUUGCCCUCUUCCUGAAUUUUUUUAUUUUUUUUUGCAUAUACUGUAUGCCACACUUAAAAUUAUUCAGAUCAUCAAACAAAUUUUAAUGUUUAAAAUUGUUACAAAGAUAACCCGAGUUCAAACAAAAUGCAGUUUUUCAAUCAUGAAUUCAUUUAUUAAGGGAAAAAAGCAUUCCAGACGUACCUUGCUACACAAAUCAGGAAGGGGCAAAUACUUUUUCACAGCACUCGAUAGGCUCAUCUACAUUGUAAAGCAGGCUAUGAUUUCAAAUAUCUUCAUCAGGAAUCCUAAAAUAAAACCAUAUAAACCAAAAAAAAAAAAAAAACGGGAAUUUAGACUGUGUAUAAAUACAUUAAAGUUUAUAUGAUUGUAGUCCAAUGUUGCAUAGAUUAGCAAACAUUAUGCUGAAACGUACAGAGAUAUUCAUUUCAACCCUGACCAUAUGAUUAAAUUAUGCCAAUUUGUUCCAAAAUAACUUUGUCUAGUGCACAAUUAAUUGCAUAAAAUCAUUGACCUGUGCAAUUAUUUAUUCACAGAAGGCUGCAAUUUAUGAUGGGUAAUAUAUGCAUAGUCUGGAAUUUAUGUAGUCUGUCAAUAAUUUAAGUAUUUCUUUUUUUUAUAACGUUAUAAAAUAAAUAUUUUAUAAUAUAAAUGAGGUUAUAAAUAAAUAUUGGCAAACAUCCUCUUAAUGA
This is a messenger RNA of Clarias gariepinus (North African catfish), 3448 nucleotides long. RefSeq names its product C-terminal Src kinase (gene csk). Gene Ontology annotation, molecular function: protein tyrosine kinase activity; ATP binding; protein binding. NCBI's taxonomy places the organism in Eukaryota, Metazoa, Chordata, Actinopteri, Siluriformes, Clariidae. Gene Ontology annotation, biological process: adherens junction organization; protein phosphorylation; regulation of Fc receptor mediated stimulatory signaling pathway. The record is from RefSeq and is a predicted model, not a curated record. Bases 439 to 1791 code for a protein of 450 amino acids. The transcript is spliced from 13 exons.